Molecule: messenger RNA, 5174 nt
Organism: Spodoptera litura
Lineage: Eukaryota; Metazoa; Arthropoda; Insecta; Lepidoptera; Noctuidae
Product: neuronal calcium sensor 2
Molecular function (GO): calcium ion binding
Source: RefSeq, a predicted model, not a curated record
UCAGCACGAUUCUAUUGCGUCCCCACUACGUCAUGAUUUAAAAUGAUAUUCGGUGCAAAAUAGCGUACAUUGUAUCUGUACAUCGCGACAGUCGGGAUUGUGGGUGAUACGAGCGUUCCAAUAGAUAUCGCAGCGGCCCGUGUUGCUGACAGUGCUGUAGCCGUGCGCUGGUCCCGCCGUGGUUAGUUGGGAGCUGGAAAGGGAGCGCGCGGCAGCGCCGGUAUCGAUCUGAACGUUUCGUGUGCCCGCUCGUGCACGACGCGACGUUCUCUCGGGAUAUUCGCCCAGUGGUCGCCGUCGGCGCCGGCCUUGCUGCACUGUUUACGCGCAGUGUAUAUUUAUUUCAUCCGCGCGAUCAUGCUCACCGGAGCUAAUUGUUAACGCGACACACGCAUCCGCGAGCGCAUCUUCGAGCCGCACUAGGCUUCGUCGACGUAUUUCAUCAAUCCCAGAUCAGCGAAACUUUAGGUAUUCAAGAUGGGUUGCUUUGUGAGUAAAGAUAAACUGACCAAAGAAGAUAUGGACUUCUUGAAAACUCACACGUCCUAUGAUGAGACUACCAUCAAGGAGUGGUAUAAGGGUUUCAAGCAAGACUGCCCGAACGGCAGGUUGACACCAGCUAAAUUCGUAGACAUGUAUAAGAUGUUCUUCCCAUCCGGUAACGCUGUAGAGUUCUGUGACCAUGUGUUCCGUACCUUCGAUAUGGACAAGAACGGAUACAUUGACUUCAAGGAGUUUCUGCAGGCCAUCCACGUCACGUCAAGUGGCACUCCUGAAGAAAAGCUGAAGUGGGCCUUCCGCAUGUACGAUGUUGAUGGCAAUGGAGUCAUUGACAUUCAGGAGAUGACGAAAAUCGUGCAGGCUAUCUACGAUAUGUUGGGUGCUUGCUCUAGCAACCGGCCAGCUGAUUCUGCUGAAGAGCGCGCCAAGAAUAUCUUCGCUAAGAUGGAUGAAAACAACGACGGACAACUGACGCAGGACGAGUUCCUGAAGGGCUGUCUGCAGGAUGAGGAGCUUUCAAAAAUGCUGGCGCCUUAAAUCGGCGAUUAACUUCUUUUAACCCCGCGAUCCGUUCUCACAUACCCACCCCCAUUGUAUGCCUCACGAUAACCCGACGGCGUCGUCUUGUCCACACGGCAGCAUUUAAAGAAAGAGUCGUUGUAACAUUUUUAUACUUUCAGUCAACCAUUUGAUCAUUAACCUUACAUUCUCACUGUAAAUAUAUUUUCGAAAAUUAAAAUUCACACGUACAUUUCAAAAUUUUAUAUUCUGUACAAAAGUUUAAAUCAAAAUUCGUGUAUAUCUUUUAAUAUUUGGAGAAAUUUUAAUCGUUGCGGUGUAAGUGGAGGUAAAACCGGGUCAGCUUUUAUCAUCGAGUCGGAUCUAAUACGGUAACGGUGCGGUUGUGUGGUGUUGCUGUCGUGUUGACAUGGCAUGAGUAUGUAGCAUGUGUCUGUGUAACUCACAUUGUGUUUGCGCAUCCCGUGCGAGUCUACUGCGGCCGGCAAUUGUUCACUAACAUCUGCUCGCAGCUAUAAAUGAGUCACGAAUCAUGCUAAAUUGUCGUUGUACCUCGCCCAAUAAACACAGGCCGAAUCUACUGAUUGCAGCCGCAUGUUGGCUUUACAGCCGAAAUCACAGCUAAAAUCAGACACACUCCAACAAUGUAAGAUCGGUGGCGGUUGUUGCUCGGCUCGGGAUGGGGUAUUUUAGGCCCGACAGUUCCUAUUCCCACAUGCGAUACGGAUAUGCGCUUCACAAUUUGCUUUCUCACGACGCAUGUGAAUAUUGUCGAUUGUAAAAAAGUAUUGUAAAAUUAAGCUACUAUUGAUGUAACGAAAUUGACGUCAAUGAAUCCUCGACUUAAAAAUUGUCCAUUCCUAAUGAUAAAGUAUGAAUGAUAAUAUAAUGUAUGUGGAAUAUGUCGCUGUCGGAUUGUCCACUUCGCUAAUAGUAUAAGAUUGUGUCCGAACCAUUCACUUCGUAGCGUUCUAUCUAUGACUAUUCCUAUAUGUGACUCUCGGUCUAUCUGGUUCAACGCUAUAUUCAAUCCGAUGACGGAUUACUAUAAUAAUAAUGCACAGUAUAAAUCUUACAUUCUAAUAUUAAGGCAAAGUUAGCGUAGCUAUGUGUGUACAGAAUCGGUCAGAUUGGUUGAACAAACCUUACUCGUUGCACGCAAUAGGUAGGUACAGCGCUAACAAGAUUGUAGCGAACAUCACGACGCGAUAUUACUAUCACAAACAACACACACUGACAAUCUGAUCUGUUCUGUCGGCGUUAAGUUCAAUUUAUGUAAGUUAAAAUAACAGUAAUAUUCUACAUGAAUAAACUUUAUAUUAUUAUCGUUUCUAGUUAUUGGUGUUGUUUAUUAUUGGUGUAAUUCGUAAAUUCGUCAGGAAUCUUCUCCGCACCCGGGCUUGCUCCCUGUGUCGCCCGGGCAGGACUCACGCUUCUUUGUCCCCGUAUUAUUUCAACGCUUUCGUACUCUCUAUUCGUGAUACUAUCUCUUAUCAAUUAUUUUGCUUUGUAAUCUUACCUAUCUACUAUUUGUACUAUUCAUUGGAGUAUCGUGUGUCCCAAAUCAUUUCCCCACUACUGUGCCUUCUAGUUCCCUGUUGUAAAUAGUUUACAGAUUCACCUUUAUUUAUUUUAACUACUGUCUAAGUUUACCCCUGUUAAUUUUGCCAAAGGUGGCCAAAAACCUAACCCUAAACCAAAUUGUAGUGUGCCCUAGUCCCAUAUUUCGUGUUAUACUUAAUUUUAGCGUUUUAUUGUAUUACUUAGUCGCAGUCUUCACCAAUAGCCACUGGCCGCACACAGUCGAAAGGGUCGCGAUAUUAUUAUUUAAUUUAAAUUUAACUACUUAAGCUGUGUUGUCUUCUUCUUUAGUUUUCAGUGCAUAAAGUAAGAUUAUUUAGAUAGUGUAUUUAUAAGUAAACAAACAGCGCGCAAACAACGCACAAUUAUGUAUACAGGCCCAACGUGACGUUGGCUUGAAUCAAAUACAUAAGUAUUUUUAUAUUUGUUAGGUCUGUGUUGAAAUAUAUUCCCGAGUGUCGUUGGCAAUAGGUGUGCGGAAGCGCGGUCGUCGCCGGCGGUUGCUCGAUUUGUGGUGAUUUCAAUUUGAACUGCAAAUCUCAAGUCGACAGCCGUGCGACAUGCCGCAAUCACCGCAUUAGAUUGUCUUCGUACAUAUUUUAUUCCAAAAUCGUGCAGUACUCUCGUGGGAAUCUCCGCUUCCUUGUCGCAUCAGGCUCACAUCCUAUGCAGUCGAUUUUAUAGCAAGUUGAAUUUUAACAUUUUAUUCACGCCCGGAAUAAAGUGUCAAAGCACUUUACUAUAACACCCGUCAGUAUCAAGAGAUGCAAGCGGCUGUGUACGUUUCUGUAAUGAGCGCAUAUUGACAUUAAUUUCCAUAAUCAUGUGCACUGGAAGCUAACAUCCUUGCAUUAAUUUGGUGUUAAAACAUUCCAUGUGAUAACGCAGUACACUAUAGUCAUUAAGUUUUUACUUAUAUUUAAUGUACGAUUAUUUCAUUAUAAACUUGUAUGAUUUGUAUAAUUUUGAUGGUUUUAUGGGUAAAUUGUAAAUUGUAUUAAUUUAUUUUGUUAUUAACUCUCUAACUCUAUAGGUAAUUUCGAUUAUUUCAUUCAGUUCCCAGUUCAGAGACAAUUGGACGUACAAUACGAUUCUCCUUGUUGCCACGACGAAGUACGUCACAUUAGAGGAAAGUUUAACACGAUCAUAAAUUGACUGAAUUUUAUACAAACAUAGAAGAAGGAUCAAUAAUUCUCAUCUCGGACCUGAAAGUAGCUUCGCAGACAGGGUGUUGUGUGACAUAUCAGAAAAAGAUUUUCGAUUGGAAAUAUAGAACUUUAAAUAAAAUUUAAUUGGAAUGUAUAACCAUUUCCUAAAAAUAUCGCCCUAGGCGUAACGUACUCUGUCUCACUAACAGGCAAUUAUUUGGUUACGGCUCCAACAAUGCCAGUGUACAUAUCCCAAACGAAACAGUUGCAACUUAAAUUCAACAUAAUAUUUAGUCAAUUAUUAUAUUCAUAAAAGUUUUAUUGAGAAAGUUAAUUAUUACGCGACCCAGGCCUAUGAGUCAGUUGCUACUGAUCUUUAUAGUUACGGUUAGCUAGGCUCUGCCACCCAUUGGCAGUCUAUGUGCUACCCUAUUAUCCAAACUUUAUCUCUUACUACUUGACUCGAUCACUUCACUGCGAAACAAAUCUUUAUGUAUGCACUUCUACCGCACCACGUAUAGUAACUUUUAUCAUAGGAUUUAAAAUAUUUCAAUCAUAGAGUCGUAAAGUCAAUGUGGAUUUAAUAAGUUCGCUUGUGGUUUGAGUUCUUAAAAUUUGCCAUGAAUUUGUGCCAUAUAAUUUUGAUUACAUUUUAAAUCUAGGGCGAACAUUGGCAAAACAGUUAUCAUAAACAUCCGAGUGAGGACGCCACUGGCAGCUUCGUUUGAAAUCUCGUAGUGAGACAAUUCGUUCUCUUUGCACAUAAUCGCCCAUUUUUAUACUUAAAUAUUGGUUAGGACAUAAGUGAAUACUUUCUUAUUGGUCUCAAAUAUGUAAUCUCAAUCUGUGGAAGUAUGUGACUACUCUGUUUUGACCUGGCAAACUUGUCUGUAACCAGCAUGUUAUUUAUAUAAUUAGCAGACAUUACAAUGAAUUAAUUGUUUAGCCUAUGUGUUUAUUUAUUUAGUAAAAUUAUUAGGUAUAUAAAAUAUUUAAACAAAUUAUAUAAUUGGUGUUAUGUUAAGUGUGUAAGCGAAAUGCCGACUUGCCCCUGGUAAUUAAAAAUUAAUGCAAACAAGCAUCGAAUUUAGUACUCAAGUAUUAAGAACGUAAGAACAGCUUCCACUGGCAAAUGGCAGUUCGCGUAAUUCUGAAAAACCAACAGAGUAGUUACCUUUUUGAAUUCUAUUUCGUUAACGUACUCUUAGUAGUAAGCUUCAAAUAUAUUCCUUUAUUUACGCUGUAUAAUUUAUUUAAUAUAUAUUUUAGUGUAAUCUAUUGUUUAAGAUAUUAUUGUAACUAUCUGCGAUAGUCGCACAAACCAGGUUUACUUGUAUAUUUUUCCUUAAGUGCAGCUACUUUAUAUUCAAUGUAUUUGCAUUUAGUAUGUACACUAUCUUUGUAUUAAAAAUACGAUUACAUAUU